UCUCUUGUAAGGAGAAUCUGUCACUUAUCCUAAUGCUCAUUUCAAAGGUUUGUCUCUGAGACUUGCCACCUCACUAAAACACCUGUGACAAAGUAAAUAAUUUUAGUCUAUUUUAGCCAGAGUUGUGCAAUUACUUUUCAUGAGAUGCUUUUAUGCAAUUUAUAACAGCAUUUUAUCAUACUUGUAGUACGAGUUACAUAUGGUUUGUAAGGUAUAGCCUUAAUAAGGAAUAUUCUUGCUUUAACAAUAAAUGAGGUAAAUUGUAAAAGUAAUGUGUGAUUGAGAGAUUCAUUGCCAAUAGAUAAGCUUAGACUAUAUACCUUCUGUACUGACAUUACGAAACCAUCACUCCUUGUUCAAAUGCAUUUACAGGUGUACAAAUUUCCUGACCAGAAAUGUGAAAAAAUAGCUUUAGUGGCGUGAAGUUCAUAUGGAGGUUUGUGGAGUGCAAUGUAAAACGUUGUACUGAAGCUUUUACGCGAAAUCUAUAUAGAUGUUUAUGAUUUUUUUAAAUCGAUAUUUAUGAUAACGUAUCAAUACAGGCUGUACUAAAUAUGAAUUUCUAUAGAUUAUUAUAUAAUGUAUCAUAUAAGGCGGUAAAGAUGAGUCUGUCGUUUGUAGCGAGAUUUAUUGCGGUUUUCCAAUAUACAAUAAUACAAUGAAGCUAUUAUAACAUAACUUUCAAGUUAUAAUAUCUUUAAUCAUUUUUACGAUUAGAUUUUAAUCGUUAAACAAAUCGUAUGCCGCUAUUUAUCAUUGUAUUUAAUAUAGUCUAUGCAAACGUUUGUAAACAAUUUACUAUUAGGCUAUUUAAAGACAAAUAAGAAGUAUUCAACGAUACCAUUCAUUUUAAUACAAUUUGAAAUCUGUGAUUAGAAUUUAUCAAAUAGUCUACAGACUCGCUACUUUACAGCUAAUACAACGGAAUAUAUUAUUAUUAUUAUUUAUUUUGUAUUAUUAUUAUUAUUAUUAUUAUUAUUAUUAUUAUUAUUUAAUAAUAAUCAUAAUAAUAAAGCUCUUCAUAAGCAUGUAGCCUACGUCAAUUUAACAAAAUAGUACAAAAACGAAUUACAGCUAUUUAUUAGCUUGUAGAAUUAAGCGUCACUGGGCGAGAGUGCACAUUACUUGUAUAGCAGUCUUUACGUUUUAAUUCUGAUAUAAAACGCGUUUCUUGUCAGUUCAUGUCACUGUUUGAUGUACAAAAUAGCUCAUGUAAAAAUAUAUCCUUUUAUUGACAGGGAAAAUCUUAUUUUAUAUGGUUAGUCUAAUAUUUAUUUGCGUUACAGACACCUUAUCAGAUAUCGAUUCACAAAGUUUUUAUGGUGCCGUACUGUGACCGGAGCAGCUAAGGUAAGGUGCGCUAGGUUGUUUGACGAUAUAACACACGGCUCAACCCUUGGACCCUCAGGUCCAUGGUUCUGUAACCUUUUUUUCCCACUCACACAAUGCUUUAUCCAAUUUUUCUAGCUAAAUUAACUCAGUUUUGAUCCUAACAUAUUAGCCUACACCCAAGUAUUUUAUUUUUAUUUGUAUGAAAGCAGCAUUUAAGACUAUACCCUUUAAGUGUAAAUUUGGAACUUGUUCUCUUGAUUUGUACCAGUGGUGGCAUAUAGCCCAGCUAAUAUAACUGUUGCCAGCAUUACACUUCUCGGCCAUGGAAACAGUAGCCUACCUUUUCAUUUUGACCCUAUAUUGUAUAUACAACGUUAUGUGUCUUAUUUAAAAUCAAUCUGAUACGAUAAUGUAUACUUUUGUGUCAGUUUCAUUCAUAAAUAGGCUACGAAUUUAUUUAUUUGUGUGGUGUUUAUUGGUGCACUGUAUUUUUCCACCAAUACAGUUGCGUAGCCUACUUAUUCUCGAUGUGUCGAGGAAUCAUCAGGUGUGCUGCGUGUUGACUGACUAAAUCCAGUCACAAGUUAUUUUUCUUUGCCCGCGCAGGUUGACAGCUCGUAAAGCUAGUUGUGAAGUAAACAUUUGGCAACAGAUACCACCAUUGUAGCUCGAGAUCUAUGGAUUUACCAUGGAUAUAAUAAAGGGUGUCACAUUAAUUUAGCAUGGUAUAAGAGAUCUGGAUCUAAAUGUCCGCGCCUCCUUACCCGUUUUAAUCAAUUCAACGAAGAUACUAGAGAUCAAACGAUAUUUUCGUCGACCAACCUUUCUGUAGCUUUUCUUGUGACGUGUGGCGUUUCUUGUGUAGAAUGAAAACAGCAAUGAUUUUAGCAGGUUGUAGGCCUACGUUGUUUCAGUUGAAACCUACGUUUAAACUUGGUCGCGGCAUUCGGUGUCGGGUGUCAUAUUUUCAUUGCAAAUAUGGAACUGUAACGACAUCAUUGCAUUGUAUUGUGUCAAUAAUAAUCUGUUUAUGGCCGAUAAUAACCGUUUAAAUUUAAAUCAAUUUAUGGGAAGAUAUGGGAAACAUACAAAAAUGAUUUAUAAUAUUUAGCCUACAGAGAUACACAUUCAAUUGAUCUAUUCCGAAAAAAAAAUCUUUUAAAAACGCAGCGGCGGAAAAAUUAAGCAGCUAUAAGGUAUUUGUUCCCUUUCUGUGAGCACUGUGCUGAUGUCAUACGAAUAUAAAAUAAGAAACAUUCAGGCUGGCUCUUAUAAUGUAAUUGAGCACAGCUGUUUUUCACAGCUUAAGGUGUUGUUCGUUUAUCCCUAAACUGAUUUGACUUUAUCUUUAUUCUCAGACUGUACUGUAAUGAUUUACGAAGCAAUAAAGAACAAGUUAAUAAAUAGGGACUGGUUCGUAUAAAAACAAUAAGACCAAAAACCUGCAUGUAACCGGACGGCUGUGUGAAAUAACCUAGAAAUUGCAAGUUACAUCAGUUUUCAACUGUCUUUUCAAUAUAGACGCCCUAAAAUAUACAUUUAUUUUGUAUUAUUGUAAACAGUGAUGCAAAUUUUAUUGAAGCAUGCAUGACAAGCCUUGAUAACCCCGUUUAAUAAGUCCAGUUCUGAAGCCAUUGUAGCCUAGAGCAAUUUAUGGCCUUAUCGCGCUUGCUUUGAUGUAGGCUGUGAUAAAACGAAGCAAUUCAAGCUGAACUGAUAUAUUGUCAAUUUAACUGACCUAGUCUAGAAAGAUAAACACUGAUUGUGUUUAUUCGCGUAUUGAAUAGCUCGUGUGCCUUAUUUAAAAUGUUCAUAAGUAAAGACGUUCGCAUGAUUGGAAAGCCGUGCUUUGGAGAGCUCAACGUGGGUGCUCUAAUGUUCCUCUCCGCGCGAUUGGCGGAAGGGAAGAUGAUGUCAGCCCACCCGUAGGAUUCCCGAUUGGCGUGUGCAGUGUCAGUGAUGGGGUAAACAAGGCAGGAAGGAAGGUUUUGAACUUCAAAACUAGACUCAUUGCACAUUGUCGACGUUAGACACAACACUGUAGGAGGGGGAGGCGCUUUAUGGAAACCCAAAGUUCCUGGCAAUAAACUCUCGUUUAUUGACCAGUGCCAAUAUCAUCGAAGCAACACUGGAAGAUCGGAUAUCAGUUGAAAGCUGCGAAGACAUGUGACUGAGCUGAAUAUGUUUCCCAGUUAAAUUGUGGUUGAAACGUGACUGUCUUUCGCGUUGACAUGGGAUUUUGAUAUUUUCACGAGUUUAUUCUUUUCUGCUAUGGGACACCAUGAACUGGCAUUUUGACUGCUACUGUAAAGAAACUGUUGGGUAUGUUGCAUUUGUAUUUAUAUUCCAAUGAGCACCGUUGAGCUAAACUGUACGGCGUCUGGAUUUUGAAGACAUUUUCUCUGUAACUGAGAAAUCGCAUGGCACCCUCCGCGUGCAGGUGGCCGAACGGCCGAAGCUGAGAGCCCAGUUCCGAUUGGCAACGCUGCCAUGCUGCCAAAAGUCGAGACUGAAUCCCUGGGAAUCGCUCGAUCGUAUGGGGAACAGGGACGCGUUCCUAAAAGCAUGCAAGCACCCCAUUUUAAAAUGAUGGACUACUCCUACGAUGAAGACAUGGAAGAGAUGUGUCCAGUGUGUGGAGACAAGGUGUCUGGGUACCACUAUGGGCUGCUGACCUGUGAAAGCUGUAAGGGCUUCUUCAAGCGCACAGUUCAGAACAACAAAAGGUACACGUGUAUAGAGAACCAGAGCUGCCAGAUCGACAAAACGCAGAGGAAACGCUGUCCCUACUGCCGCUUUCAGAAGUGCCUUACAGUGGGCAUGAAACUCGAAGCCGUGAGGGCAGACCGCAUGCGGGGAGGCCGCAACAAGUUCGGCCCCAUGUACAAGCGGGACCGGGCCCUGAAGCAGCAGAAGAAGGCGCUAAUCCGGGCUAGCGGGCUCAAGAUGGAGGCCGUGAGUCACGCCAUGCAGACGGCGCCCACCGACCUCACCCUCUCGUCCGCCAUCCAGAGCAUCCACUCCGCCUCCAAGGGCCUGCCCCUGAGCCACGCCCACGGCCACGUCCACGCCCACACCCACGCCGCCCUGCCCCCCUCUGACUAUGACCGCAGCUCCUUCGUCGCCCCUCCCAUCAGCAUGGCCAUGCCCCCUCACGGCGGCCUGCAGGCGUACCCGGCCUACGGCCACUUCCAGAGCCGCACCAUCAAGUCCGAGUACCCGGACCCCUACAGCAGCUCCCCCGAGUCGCUUUUGGGGUACCCUUACGCCGACGCCUAUCAGAGCGGCUCCCCGCCCGGAUUCCCCCACCUCAUCGUGGAGCUGCUGAAGUGCGAGCCGGACGAGCCCCAGGUGCGGACCAAGAUCCUGGCCUACCUGCAGCAGGAGCAGGCCAGCCGGGGGAAGCACGAGAAGCUCAACACCUUUGGACUCAUGUGCAAAAUGGCCGACCAGACUCUGUUCUCCAUUGUUGAGUGGGCAAGAAGCAGCGUGUUCUUCAGGGAACUGAAGGUUGAUGACCAAAUGAAGCUUCUCCAGAACUGCUGGAGUGAACUCUUAAUUCUAGAUCACAUUUUUCGCCAAGUGGUACAUGGAAAAGAAGGCUCCAUCCUCCUUGUUACUGGCCAACAGGUGGAUUACAGCGUACUCGCCUCCCAAGCUGGAGCCACGCUCAGCAGCCUCCUAGGCCACGCACAGGACCUGGUGGGGAAGCUACGCUCCUUGCAGUUUGACCAGAGGGAGUUUGUGUGCCUCAAGUUCCUGGUGCUCUUCAGCCAGGAUGUGAAGAGCGUGGAGAACUUCCACCUGGUGGAGAGCGUGCAGGAGCAGGUGAACGCGGCUCUGCUGGACUACACCAUGUGCAGCUACCCCCAGCAGACGGACAAGUUCGGCCAGCUCCUGCUGAGGCUGCCGGAGAUCCGCGCCAUCAGCCUGCAGGCCGAGGAGUACCUGUACUACAAGCACCUGAACGGGGACGUGCCCUGCAACAACCUGCUCAUCGAGAUGCUGCACGCCAAGCGUGCCUGAGGCCCCGCCACCCCACCACCACCACCUCCCCCCCCUCCCCAGACCCCAGUACUGUGUCUCCACCUCCCCCCUCCAAACAUCACCACAGCCCCACGGAUACACCGCGAAAAAGGUGACGCUGUGAUCUGGGAUGCCUGGAUAUCAGACGGGUAUACAACUGGAUUAACUGUGAGAGACUGCAGUGUUUCCAACCGUGAACAGCAAGAGACCUCACUGAAGACGAAGAAUAUGACUUUUUGUGUCUUCUCAGAAAGGCUGUUGAAGGGAUUUGUUGAGACUGAUUGACUGAAACGAAUAAAAGAACAAGCAAACCCAAAAGAACUGUGCACUUAGGGACUUCUCACACUUGAUCAGUUUCAAAGAGACUCUCAGUCUCCUUGGUUUGGAAGAGGACAGAGAACUGUUAGUUUGCUGGUUGUUCACACUUGCAGGCAUGCAAAUGUGCCAAGUCUUCAGAAACAGACCUUUGGUUCAUUUUUAGGGUUCUGGGCUCAGUUUGUCUUGUCUUCAUAGUGUAGUGAAGGGGCUCUCACUGCCUCCAUCUCCUUUAAUGAAGACAUCACAUAUGCUAACAAUCAGGACAUAGGGCUCAACUUAAGCACAUAAGAGAUAUACAUAUUCUGGCUUUAGAUACACACAUAACUCUGUAUUGAGUGGUCCACCAUUGUUGCACUUAAAAUAAUUCAAUUAGCUCAUCCUUACACACACCCACAGAUGGAAAAUGUGACAUUGUGCACCUCUUCAAGUUAAAAGUGUUGUCUUUGUAAUGAUUACUUUGUUUUACGCAACUCAGCACUAAUAAUAAUAUACAACGUAGUCUACAUUACUGAAACCAAUGGAUUGCUACUGCUAAAGACAAAAAUGAACUUCCUGUUAUUGGUCACAGAUAAUUCCUGAAGUUGUUGCGUAUGUUAAUCAACUGGAAAUCAUUGUCAAGUUCAAGGUCAGAAUAUACAUAACACUGGAAUGUGGAUGUUACACACCUUUUUCUGCAAAACCAAGCCUGAAGGGUAGAUAUCAGAAGCAAAUGUUUAAAUGCACCAAGUCACAAUAAGCAUACCCUUAAAAUAAGCACCUAAGUCAUUCUGCACCAGAGUUAUGUACUAUUCGAGUCAGAAUACGCACACGUGUGGGCUGUGUCGCGACAUCACACAGUCAGCAGGGGCCACAAGUCUUCUCUGUUUUGUAUGAAUAUUCCUGUCUGUACAGAAGACGACAUACUGUGGGCAUGCGGUGUACUGCAUCUUACCUGAAUAACACAAACACAGCCUCGCCAAAAAUGAAUACACAACAAUAUAUUAUUGUAAAAGAGAAGUAAUGUGCUCCUCUUGGUCGUUCUGCAGAUGCACAUCUUAUGAGGAAAGGUUUUUUUUGUUUUUUUUUAAACCUGUGAACAGUUUACUUUAGCUUUGUAAAAUACAUUGGGGGUUUUUUUGUGGUAAAUUAUUAAAUAGUAUUCUGUUUUCAUUCAUAUGAAGGGCAUAGAAAAAGGGACAUUCCUCUACUGCCAUAAUAAACAAAAUUAAUUUCCCACUAAUUCUUUCUUUUCUUUAAAAGAUGUUUUUGCCUCUGUCAACUGUAGACCAAAGCCUGCGACCGAACAAAGUGUGGUGUUCAAAAAUAAAACAAACCAAUCUUA
Molecule: messenger RNA, 6997 nt
Organism: Anguilla rostrata (American eel)
Lineage: Eukaryota; Metazoa; Chordata; Actinopteri; Anguilliformes; Anguillidae
Product: nuclear receptor subfamily 5 group A member 2-like
Exons: 7
Coding region: 3823-5358 (511 amino acids)
Biological process (GO): hormone-mediated signaling pathway; tissue development; regulation of transcription by RNA polymerase II
Cellular component (GO): RNA polymerase II transcription regulator complex
Molecular function (GO): zinc ion binding; RNA polymerase II cis-regulatory region sequence-specific DNA binding; nuclear receptor activity
Source: RefSeq, a predicted model, not a curated record